CUCCCUGCGCUGCUGUCUAUUGCUUGCUAUUGCCAGUGUACCGAUCAUGAUCUCUCGAGUCUGUCCGCCGCGCAUGCUAUACAAGGCGAGGGCGAGAUUAGUUGCGACGGAGAUAGCUUCGGCGGUGCGACAGGAGUGCUGUUUGGCUGUUGGCACACCCAGCCGGCGGCAGCUUGGAACAACAGCAGCAGCAAGCACGGCCGGCGGCAACGGAAGCAGAGGCAACCGCCAACAACAGCAAGAUAUGGGUGAAGAGGGAGGACGACGGGAAGGGAGUGACGCUACUGUAGGUGCCUCUCAAUACACGCUGCCGCCACCGACGUGGUCGCUCUCGGACCUAAAUGUUACGGACGACGACGAACGAGGAGGAGAUCCAGCAAGGAACGCUGUGCUCAGCAACGAGGAGGUGGCCAAGCUGUGCGCACUUGCGCACAUCGAACUCGCACCCGAAGGCGCCGAUGACAGCUGCAGCAACGGGGGCCUCGACGUCUCCGCCGUAAAGAAAGAUGUUGGGGCUAUGCUAAGGUGCAUGCAGACCAUGCGAAGGGAGAACGACGACAGUAGCGGCGGCGGCGGCGGGCGCAGGGGUAACCAAGAAAUGGAAGGGGAAGAAGGCGAGGACGGACCUUGGGGGGGAGCUGUAUCUUGGGCCGCGCCUUUGGAAGAGGACGUGGUAUCAGAUGGAGGCAUACAAAAGGAAGUACUAGGAGCGGCCCAGCACACAGAAGACGGCUUCUUCACCGCCCCCAAGGUGGUGUAGAUUGAAGAGAGCUCUCGUGCGGUGGGCACGUGGGAGACCCCGGGUGAUGUCAUUCCGGCCUCCUGGGAACUUCGGCUUGGCGCAGGUCAUGGUCAUGGAUUUUGAUCUCCAACGCGUCCUGGUGAUGGAGAGCAACUGGUCGCGAGAGAGCCCAGCGUUCCGAGGGGGAGGGGUGGCGAUAAAGGACGUGAUGGCCUACAGGAUAAGGUCGUGUUCUUUGUUGUUGCUGUUGUUGGACGAUGUAUUGACAUCUAAAAUGAACAAUUUGGUAUCUGGACCACACAUUCUCUCUCUACUCUCUCUUACUCAUUCAUGGUGGUGAUGAUUGUAGGGUGUUUUGCGGAAACUGCUUUGCCUUAGCCCUUCUUCGGCGCUGGUCGGUAUCCAAGCACUGCCGCUCUUUCCUUCGCGACCGCGUUUGUUUGUGCUGGCAUUGCUGGUGCUGGUCCCGGUGGUAGGUCAUAGCCACCACACUCAGGACUCUCCGCUCACCCAGAGUUGAGGGCUCCGUAGUCCCGGUGUCUGUUUUUGUCGUGGAAGUGUGACGGCAUCAACCCGCAGACUUUCAUUUGUUUCCAGUCACCACAUCGACCGAUGUUAUUGUUGUGUAGGCACGCAAGCUUCGUGAGCGACGCGGUGUUCGGGAGACCCCCAGCCAUGGAAAACCGUGAAUGAGUAUUAAUGAUCACGGCAGGUGGUAUGGAUGGAUGGUCAAAGGAAGGUGGUCAUGCUAAAGGUUGGCAAUGGACCUGUGGGUGGUUAUCGCAGCCGAUAUGAUGCGUUUGCUCUUGCUUUUUGGGUACUGGUAUG
This is a messenger RNA of Ectocarpus sp. CCAP 1310/34, 1570 nucleotides long. The record is from the annotation of a GenBank genome assembly. NCBI's taxonomy places the organism in Eukaryota, Phaeophyceae, Ectocarpales, Ectocarpaceae.